This is a messenger RNA of Drosophila rhopaloa, 438 nucleotides long. RefSeq lists its product as uncharacterized. The transcript has 4 exons. Bases 93 to 380 code for a protein of 95 amino acids. The record is from RefSeq and is a predicted model, not a curated record. Lineage: Eukaryota; Metazoa; Arthropoda; Insecta; Diptera; Drosophilidae.
AUUAGUAGCAUAAAGGGAGUAUUUACCGUGACCGUUCAUUCAAGUUCAGCGCUUACCAACACAGGCCUUAUUUCAAAACAAAAAGAGACGCCAUGGAAGAUUUAACGCUUCAGCAACUGAUUGAUCUGCAGAAUAUCCAGAAGGAGCUAAACAGCAACAAGGAUACCUACUUGAAGACCUAUCGUCAAGUCCUCAAAAAGAAAUGUAGAACAGAGCUGAACAAUUUAGUUCGGGCUGAUUUUAACAUUGUGGAAUCGGAGUUGAAUGUUCCAUCAUUACCACCCCUGCCUGCCGAAGAUGAGAAAACCACGUCCACAGUAGUGUUCAGCAAUAUGGUUAAAGACUACGACUUCACUAUGGACUGUUUGUCCUUGUUGUAGGACUGCUCUGAUCGAUCCUUGGCGCUGUUCAGCCAAUAUCCAUGCAGGACGCGAUAUG